Molecule: messenger RNA, 1068 nt
Organism: Psilocybe cubensis
Lineage: Eukaryota; Fungi; Basidiomycota; Agaricomycetes; Agaricales; Agrocybaceae
Exons: 3
Coding region: 1-1068 (355 amino acids)
Biological process (GO): superoxide metabolic process
Molecular function (GO): metal ion binding; superoxide dismutase activity
Source: RefSeq, a predicted model, not a curated record
AUGGCGUCGAGUCUUCGUCUGGUAUCCUCGCGGAUCCCUAGGUCUAGUUCCAGAUUUUCUUCUUUCCAGUCCACUUUGGGCCGACGAAAUGUCCACCAAGUCAGGGAGCUGCCAUACCCCAUAGAACAAGGACUUGGAAAGUUCUUGCCCCCUGCCGCUCUCAAAACACUGAUGGAGUAUCAGAAAGGCCUCUUGGACCGCUUGAAUGACGAACUAAAGACUGAUACCGCGACAGAGCCUCAUGCAACUGUCGCCGCUAUCACUAUCAACUGUGCUACUCGACGUGAACGUAUAUUAGCGUUCAACUAUGGCGCAUUGGCGCUGAAUAACAGCUUCUUCUUGGAACAACUCGCGCCUCCUCCAGACGAAGAAAGCGGGCUCAAAUCUCAUCAAGGCUAUAUCUCAGACGAGCUUUUUGAGAAAAUCCGCGAUCAUUACGGAGACAUCAUCGGGCUCAAAUCCACCUUCUGCGCCUCAGCGCUGGGUAUGUUCAGCAGCGGGUGGGUUUGGAUGGUGACAGACGGCGAGGGAAACCUCGGUGUUCUGCCCACCCUUGGCCCCUCAACGCUGCUCGUCAGGUCGCGCACCAACAUGCACUACCUGUCGAAGGAGAAUAACCAAGCCAUUGGUGCAAACAUCAUCAUUAAGGACUCCCAGAACACUACCCCGCGACCUAUCCCUUCCCUGCCAGGUGCUGGGCCCUCGUCGCCAUUUUCUGGAAUGCCUACUCAGCCACCUAGCCAGGGGCUCUUCUCGGACCACACCCGUGCAUUCAGUGCCAACAGCGCCCAAGCGAAUGAUUACCGCUCUGGUACCGCGACAAUGUACGGCGACAGCCCCAGCGAAUCCGCUGUUAGAGGCAGCAAUAUCCCAUCCGCCCUUGCUGUUGGAAAUGUGAUCUUCCCGCUGUUCUGCGUCCCUGUGUACGAGCACGCAUGGAUGAGUGCUGGAUUUGGUGUAUGGGGCAAGGAGGAUUGGUUAAAGGAGUUCUGGUCAGUGCUCGACUGGAGAAAAGUAAGCAGGGCAUACCGCGCUUCUAGGGAGUCGACGAUCAACGUCCACGGAUAA